CAUUGUAGAAAUAAACCAUGCAAAAAUGAAAAAUUAAUAACAAACAUACACUAUGUACUAUGUAGAUAGGUCAAUCCUAAAACAUGUACUCUUGAGCCCUUGUACCAGAUUAGAGGCAUAAGUGCCUUGAAAGAGCAUUUUCUUACAUUUUUACUUGAACAAGUAAACUACCAUAAGAAGAUUAAGAACCACAACUAUCAUCAUUCUGUUAUUGUCAAAUUUGCCACCACGCAUGAAAAAAAAGUCAAUAAUGUCAACAUUGUUGACAAUUGAAAAAAAGUCAAAGGAGCAGUUAGGCCCAACCCAAGCUCACAUGUCAUCUUGUUGUGUCGAGUUGUAUCGUGUCGUGCUUGCGUGCCUAAAUCAAAUUUAACUUAUGUUAUUGUGUUUUGUUGUAGGAUUGCAGAAUGUCGUGUCUUGUUGUGCUUCUUCAAAUAAAGGAUUGACUCAAACUCGGCUCCUGACACGACAAACGCAAAAUUGUGUUAUGUGCUUAUGGCAUAACAUACCUGUUAAUGUGUCCUACCCUCGUACUUUUUCCAUGCUGGUCGUGGACCAGCUAAAUCUUUAGUUUUCCAUGCUCCAAAUAUGCCAGGAACCCUAAAUAUGAAGAAAAUCAAGCUCUAAACUUUUACUCACUUUCAAAAGAACAUAAAUUUGCAUCCCCCAAAAAGGUCAAAAACAAAGUAAAGCAAACUAAAGCAGUACAGUUUCAUCUCUGUUCAUUACACAAUACAAGCUUCUCUCCUCGUUUGAUUAUUCAAAUGGCAAAGAAUGUAUCUUUCAUCAUCUCUUACCUCCGCCAAAUCCCUAAACCCUCUUUUAGACACUGUUCAAUGAUAUCCCAACCUCAAAAUCAACAGCAACAAGAACAAUUGAUUACAAAAAUUGCUGGAGAAGUUUGUGAAAUCAUUCAAACUCGCCCCAAGUGGGAGAAUACACUAAAAUCUCUCUUCCAAUCCUUCAAUUUCUUGGACCCCAGAUUCUUCUGUGAGGUACUUAAGCUUCAAAACAAUGCAUUUUUCUCUCUUCGUUUAUUCAAUUGGCUUAAAUCUCAAUCUGGGUAUUCCCCUGAUCCCAUUUCUUGUAAGUCUUUGUUUGAUGCUCUUGUUGAAUCUAAGGCUUCUGUUGUUGCGAAAUCGAUUUUCGACUCGUAUCCUAAGUUGUUUAAUCCUGACCCAGAUUCAUUAGAGUCUUUGAUUUGUUGUUUGUGUAAUGAUGGUUAUGUUAAUGAUGCUGUUGAUUUGUUUGAAAAAUUGAAAUUAAUGGGGCGUUGCCCAUCAAUUGUAACUUGGAAUACUGCCUUUUCCGGGGCGGUUCGAGUUAAGAGAGCUGAUAUUGUUUGGAGUUUGUAUGGGGAGAUGAUGAAUAGUGGGGUUAUUGCUGAUGUUGAGACUGUUGGGUAUUUGAUUCAAGCUUGUUGUAUUGAUAACAAUGUCGAGAGAGGGUAUGAGCUUUUUCGACAAAUUCGGAAUGGUGGGGUUGUUCCUGAUAAUGUUGCUUUGAAUACAUUGAUUAGAGGGCUUUCUAUUAGUGGAAUGCAUGAUAGGGUUUCUGAGCUUUUGCAUUUGAUGAUUGAAACAAAUCAUAACCCUGAUAUUUUUACUUAUCAAGAAAUAAUUCAUGGUCUUUGUAAGUAUGGAAAAUUGAGUGAAGGGUAUCGGAUUUUUAAUGAUCUCAAGGCUAGAGGGUAUGCUCCAGAUAGGGUGAUGUAUACAACCAUGAUUCAUGGCUUUUGUAAGAAAAAAUUGCUUGGAAAAGCUAGGAAUUUGUGGGUUGAAAUGAAAGAAAGGGGUAUACUUCCAAAUGAGUAUACUUUUAAUGUGCUUAUUCAUGGAUAUUGUCAAAUCCAUAAACUUGAAGAGGCUUUGAAACUGGUAAAAGAGAUGUGUGAUAGAGGUUGUAAAUUGAACACUGUAAAUUAUAACACCUUGAUUGCUGGAUUGUGUAAGGAUAGACAGAUAAAGGAAGCUUGUGAGUUGUUUGAAGAAAUGUCUCAGAGUGGUGUUGCUCGUGAUGUACUUACGUACAACUAUCUUAUCCGAGGUCUCUGUAGGGAAGGAUAUGUGGUUAAGGGUCAGAUGCUCUUUGAAGAGCUUUUGGCACAUGGAUUGCUGCCUUCAACUUCAUCAUAUACACCUUUUAUUAAACAACUUUGUCGCCAGGGAGAAACUCAGCAAGCCUUAAAGCUACUGACUGAUAUGGUGAACAGGGGUGUUGAACCUUCGAUAUACAACCGGGAGUGUAUUAUAGAUGGAUUUUGCAAGGAAGGAUUACCAAUCGAAGGGAUGCAUUUGUUGUUAGAGAUGUUAGAUAGGAAGCUUAUUCCAAGUCAGAACAUCUUUUUGAAACUUAUUAUAUGUCUUCUUCAGCAAAAUGAGCUGGAUUCUGCUCUUGUUGUUUUGAAUUUUAUGGUGCAAGUAGGCUAUACGCUUGGGGAAAUUCCAUGUCGUUCCCUUGUUAGGAAAUUUUGUAGUAGUGGUUCAAACCAUGUCAAGUUGCUUCUCCAUGAUAUCAUCUCCAGUAGCCAGCUUUCUUAGUCUUUUCGCAUGAAUGUACAGCCUUGAUUUUUAUGGUUGCAAAUUCUCACCAUCAUUCUUUUGGAUCUCAUUACUCUGGAAAGAAAUUGUCUUUAUAGAGGUUGUUCCUGAUUUUCUUUUUUCCGGCUCAUACAUUCUCCUUUAAAGAGAAGAAAGUUUGGUUAUGAUCAAUAGCUGACUUUGGGCUCUCAACAGUUUGCUUUGGUGCGCAGAUAAUGAGAUAUUGAGCAGCAGUGAGCUAUUGGCAAGUAGUUUCUUCAUCUGCUUACAACACAACUUCUAUAUACAAAGCACUAAGAUUUUGCACCAACCAAACCUGGUAAACUUAAAAGUUGCAUUUUCUCAGAAAGUGCUUCAUGCGAAAGAGAUACUGAUAUACUGGUAGCCCAUACUACAGUAAUUGCACUUACCCUCCUGUCAUGGUCUUCUAUGCUGCUACUUAUGGAACUCCUCAGGAAAAUUCUGGUCUAGUGCCUUUUGCUCUUUAUGGCUCUUUAUGGCGUGUACGUUACCUAAAAAUUUGAGUCAAAUCAUCUGGCAGAUUGGAACUUUCACAUUUAUUGACGUUGUAUAUGGAGCAAUUAAGGAUGAAAAGUAUCAAAACUGCAUGGGAGUAAGAUAUGUUGAUUUUUUGAGGACAUUUUAUUAUUGAUUAUACACAUGUAUGACAUAUGAAUAUGCUGGCCAAUGUUAUUAGGGUAUCAGACAAGGCUUAGUUCUUCAUUUGUCUGUGUAUGUCAAUGGAUUGUUACAUAUAAAGAAGCACUAGUGCAUUGAAGAUUAUAAAAUAUUUCUUUUUUAAAUGGCUCAUCAUCUGAUCAAUCAGUCAAGUCCAUGUUUGUUAAAAUAUGUUCACUCUCACACACAAACAUGACUUGAUUCUUCUCUUUUUGGGUUUAGGGGUUUGGGAGUUGAGAGGAACUAUCUAUGUCAGAGGACAAAACAUGCCACAGUUAAGAAUCUGCUACAAAAGAAGUAUGAAACAUAUGAUAUCUAAUUUUAUCAACUCCACUUCUCUGUUUUGAUUUUUGUACAAUAAACCUCUUUUUAGGUGCUGCCAGUGCUGGCAAUAUAUUGUUUGGAACACCAACCUCCUGUUUCACCCUAUCCAAGAUGAUGCAAUUUGCCAGUGAAGUGAAUAUAAUUACUCUCCUCGUAAUGUUGAGUCUUGUAUCAUGUUCACCGUCUAUCUAUUUGAGUGUCUUCUUGUAUACAUCUCAAAUAUGCAAUUAAGUGCUUCAAUGUGAUUGAUUUGCUUAUUACUUAAUCUUAUAUUGUUGGAUUAGUUUGUCUAGGUUUGAGUUACCUUCUCAAUUUCUUGCCAAUUCCACAUUUGAGUGAUGAGCUAUCUAGGAGCUGAUUAGUUUUAUUACAGGUCCUCCAAAAGCUCCUUAGGUCUCUCUAAGGAUUGUGUCUCUCUAGAACUUUCAUCUUGCUUAUUACAGGACCUAAUACAAAGAUACUUCCUUUCUUCAUCUUGCUUUUCAUUGAGAAUUUUAGUUUUCCUUCUUUUUUAUUUUUUUUUAUAUAUUUUCUUCUGUAAUGCUU
Molecule: messenger RNA, 4088 nt
Organism: Chenopodium quinoa (quinoa)
Lineage: Eukaryota; Viridiplantae; Streptophyta; Magnoliopsida; Caryophyllales; Amaranthaceae
Product: pentatricopeptide repeat-containing protein At5g18950-like
Exons: 2
Coding region: 765-2540 (591 amino acids)
Molecular function (GO): protein binding
Source: RefSeq, a predicted model, not a curated record